Molecule: messenger RNA, 2145 nt
Organism: Daucus carota subsp. sativus
Lineage: Eukaryota; Viridiplantae; Streptophyta; Magnoliopsida; Apiales; Apiaceae
Product: serine/threonine-protein kinase SRK2B-like
Exons: 9
Coding region: 261-1868 (535 amino acids)
Biological process (GO): protein phosphorylation; intracellular signal transduction
Cellular component (GO): cytoplasm
Molecular function (GO): ATP binding; protein serine/threonine kinase activity
Source: RefSeq, a predicted model, not a curated record
GGACGGAGGGAGUAUCCGUGUAUUUUUCGUUAUUUAAUUAUUUCUGCUAUAAGUGAAGUAGAAAGAACAGCCUUUUCUUAAAGUUUAUGUGAGUGGUGAUAUGUUGAUAUUGUUCAAGUAAAAUUAAUAUUUCUCGUUGGAGUUUAACUAUAUUCUAAUUUAAAAUUCAUAUCCGUUAUUUUGCCAGAACUGUAUUUAUGGUCUGAUUGGCAAGUACGAACUCUCCUUGAGCGAUUUUUGUUGAAUAAAGUGUGAAGAGAAUGGACAAGUAUGAGUUUGUGAGAGACAUUGGGUCUGGUAGUUUUGGUUCGACGAAGCUGAUGAAGAAUAAGGAAACUGAGGAACUGGUUGCCGUGAAAUUUAUUGAAAGAGGAGACCAGAUUAAUGAGAAUGUUGCAAAAGAGAUCAUUAAUCAUAGGUCACUCAAGCAUCCAAAUGUAAUAAGAUUCAAAGAGGUGCUACUUACACCCACCCACCUUAUGAUUGUGAUGGAAUAUGCUUCUGGAGGAGAGCUCCUUGAACGCAUUUCACAUGCAGGCAGAUUUAGUGAAGAUGAGGCUCGAUACUUCUUUCAGCAGCUAAUCUCAGGAGUAAGCUACUGUCAUGCAAUGCAAGUAUCCCAUGGGGACUUGAAGCUGGCUAAUAUUCUUCUGGAUGGAAGCGUUGCAAGAAGACUGAAAAUAUGUGAUUUUGGCUCCUCAACGUCAUCUGUGCUCGAUUCAGCACCUCACUCAAUUGCUGGUACACUGCGUUACAUUGCGCCAGAGGUUCUUUCUGGUACAGAAUAUGAUGGCAAGAUGGCAGAUGUUUGGUCAUGUGGAGUGACAUUGUAUGUCAUGCUAAUUGGUGCAUACCCAUUUGAAGACGCAAGGGAGCCUGAAAAUUUUGAGAAAACUAAGCAGCGUGUACUGGGAGCCAAAUAUAAGAUCCCUGCCCAUGUUCACUUAUCUAAAGAAUGUAGGCAUCUGCUUACUCGCAUAUUUGUUGCUCCUGCAAGCAAGAGGAUCAGAAUAGUAGAGAUCAAGAACUCGCCAUGGUUUUUGAAGAACUUGCCACAGGAGCCAACUGUUACAUCUCAAGACAUAGACUACAGCAGCGAUGAGUCUGACACAUGGGUUUUCCAGAGUAUUGACAGUAUCGUGAAUAUUGUGGCAGAAGCGACGAUUCCUCCUCAAGCUUCCAGUUUUAUUGGAAGGUUCGGAUGGGCAGGGGGAAACCAGAAUUUGGAAGUGGAAGUGGAAGUGGAGGAAGAAAAUGAGUAUGGUAAGAGACUAAAGGAGGUAUACGAAUCGAGGAGUUUAUCAGUGUUUGGCAUGGUGAGACCCGCAGAAAGGUCUCUAGUUCCAAAGCAAUUUCAUUAUGAUCAUAGAGAUCCAUCACCAUCUCACAUGCUUGCAGCUACACAUCUUGAUCAAUCCAUGUCUGAUUUGCGCUUGGCUGAAAGGUCUUUAGACUCAAACCACUUACAUACCUAUCACUCAGAUUUAGGAGCAUCUCAGGCAGUCAGCUAUGCAAAAAAUGCUAAUAGUUUUAAGCUACUGGAUUCAUCAGUGUAUAUACGUUCUCCUGAGAAGUCUAUAAAGUCUGCAGGUUUUGCAGGAAAUCCUACAAAUUCCGGUCUGCCUUAUUCUAACAAAGUUACGACACUUCAUCCAUUGAUGUCCGAUGUGCGUCCUGCAGAAAAGUCUAUUAUAGCUGACCAAUUGCAUCCCCGUUAUUUUGAUCCAUCAGCUUCCGAACUGCAGAUUGAAGAUCUCACAGAAGGUUCUAUAGUGACAGGCUUAGAUUUCGGUGAGCCUGCACAAACUGGAAAUUUUGAUUUGUCUAUAUCUGAUGUGUGUUCAGCAGAGAAGUCUCUGAUCAUGUAACUGCUAAUUCAUCGCAUUCUCAAACCAAACAAAAUGCAAAUCACAAGGUACCUGGUAAGACUUGCAGAGCAGGGUCGUCAGAUGUAUGCAGGAUAUAAAGUGACUGCAUCUAGCAAGCGUUGUGUUUUUAAUAGAAAGGUUCAUGAAUCAGUCAAGAGGCUGUACUCUACAAAGUUAUCAGUGUUUCAAAUGUGAUGAAUAAUUCUGAAAUUUUUUAAAUUCCUAUGUCUUCUGACAUAAGAAUUUACAGACAAUAUAUUUUCAUAUUCAUUUUGGA